AAACCAGUGACGUACACUAGAAGUCCGAAAAACUUUCAUUUUAUCAUCAUUUAAACACCCUGUAGAACUAAAUAUAUCACCUGAUAUAAUCAUUUAAGUAGAUUUUUCCAGAAUAAUAUACAAUAUAUAAACGAACCCCAAUACGCCAUUGUGUUAAAAUAAACCGGGAAAGUGUAAUGUCAUAAGUUAGUAACAAGAUGUAGUUUAUGUGAUUUAUUUUUAACAUUAAUUUUAGUUAAAAAAAGUGAUUGUGUUAGUUUUUUAGUGUUUUUUGGAAAAAUAGAAGUUUAAAUCUAUACAAGAACAUGUAAAAAAAAACAAAAUGGUUGCCGAAAUAAAAUCCAUCGAUCAACUAAUAAACGAAGCUAAAACGGCUUUUCGUCAACAAUUUAAAGACGAACCCAAUGUCGCAGUUUACGCGCCUGGUAGAGUGAAUUUGAUUGGCGAACAUACUGAUUACAAUGAUGGGUUCGUUAUGCCAAUGGCACUACCUUUAGUUACCGUCAUCGUAGGUAAAAAAAUGACAGGAAAUGACGUAACUAUUUAUACCACGUUCGAUUUUGAAAACGAAGAAAAACAAACAACUUUCGAAUUACCACAACCUACGGCUUUAAUUAGAGCAAUAAAUAAAGACGGACCAAAAUGGGCAGUAUACGUAAAAGGAGUUAUAGCGAAUUAUAUAGGAAAUAUACCAUCAGCUUUUAAUGCCGUAAUUCACUCGAGUGUACCUUUAGGAGGCGGUCUUUCUAGCAGUGCAGCACUCGAAGUUGCCACUUAUACAUUUUUAGAUCAAUUGACAUCAAGUAAAACCAAAGUAUCUGUUAAUGACAAGGCAUUAGCAUGUCAGAAAGCGGAACACGAGUAUGCCGGUGUUCCGUGCGGAAUAAUGGAUCAGUUUAUAUCUUUUAUGGGUAAAGAAGGUCACGCUUUAUUAAUUGAUUGCAGACAUCUUACGUCGAUUUUGAUACCGUUUUCAGAUCAAAACGUCGUUAUACUUAUAACGAAUUCGAACGUCAAACAUGAACUCACCGGAAGUGAAUAUUCGUCGAGACGAAAACAAUGCGAAGAGGCGGCCAUGUUACUCAAAAAAGUCAGUUUGAGGGACGCCAAUAUGGACGACAUUAAAUGGGAACAAGAAAAAGCAAUGGAUAAGGAAUUAAGGAGAGCGUACAAAUCAAAUUUAUCGUUGACUGUCGUUAUCGAGGAUUUAAAAGAGCAGCUUAAAAAACAAAGAAAAGAACUCGAAGAACAACUUGACGAGAAAUUGAAAAUUGUUGAAAUGUACAACGAAAAGAUACAAAAUGUUAGGGAAAACUUCGAGCUAGAAAUGGGUAGAACCCUACGAGAUUCCGAAAAAGAAAUGAUGUACAAGACUUUGGAAAGCGAAGAAAAACAACACGUUUUAGCGGAAGAAGCGGAAAAGAUUGUAAAACAUUACGAAGACGUGCUUCGAACGAAUUUGCAACAAGAAGACAGUUCGAGAGCUAAACGUUCCAAAAUCGAAACGCAACUACAGAAUUGGAUAAAUACAUUCGAUCAAGAUAUCGGCGAAAAACAGGCGCAGUUCGAUCUACUCCAAGAAGAAUACGACAAAAAGAAAGCGGAAAUAGAUGAAGUUCAAAAAAUAAUAGACGAACAAGAAGAGGAAUACGAUAUACUGAUGGCCGAAAAAGAAGAAGAAGAGGAACGGUUAUUCAAUGAAAUGGCUUACCAAUUCUUCUUAGAUAGAUCAGCUAGAAAAAUCCAAAAGUAUUGGCGGGCUUAUAUGGAAAAGAAAGCCUCUAGAAAAAAGAAAGGCAAAAAGAAGAAAUAAAA
Molecule: messenger RNA, 1815 nt
Organism: Diorhabda carinulata
Lineage: Eukaryota; Metazoa; Arthropoda; Insecta; Coleoptera; Chrysomelidae
Product: galactokinase-like
Exons: 8
Coding region: 323-1813 (496 amino acids)
Biological process (GO): galactose metabolic process; carbohydrate phosphorylation
Cellular component (GO): cytoplasm; cytosol
Molecular function (GO): protein binding; ATP binding; galactokinase activity
Source: RefSeq, a predicted model, not a curated record